This is a messenger RNA of Colias croceus (clouded yellow), 3544 nucleotides long. RefSeq names its product GPI ethanolamine phosphate transferase 3 (gene PIG-O). Lineage: Eukaryota; Metazoa; Arthropoda; Insecta; Lepidoptera; Pieridae. Gene Ontology annotation, cellular component: endoplasmic reticulum membrane. Gene Ontology annotation, biological process: GPI anchor biosynthetic process. The record is from RefSeq and is a predicted model, not a curated record. The coding region runs from base 187 to 3003 and encodes 938 amino acids. Gene Ontology annotation, molecular function: mannose-ethanolamine phosphotransferase activity. The transcript is spliced from 9 exons.
AGCUUUUCUCAAUCCUCAUUCCUCGCAUUUAAAUUAAUUUUCCCGAUCCUUGUUCUUUGAUCUUUCUAAUUGAUUUAAAACUUUUCUAUGAUUUAAUGAAUAUUUCUAUAUUAUUUUAUUCAAGAAUAAUUCUUGACACUUCAAGUCAAUGACCUGAUACAAAAACAAGUAUAGAAUCAGCUGAAAAUGAAAGAGAAAUGGAAUUGUAUUUUGUAUCUUAUCUGGUUCUCCUAUUUAAUUAUUGCCGGGAUAUUAAUGUUUGGGCACGGAUUUCUACUAUCACGAAAAACUCUUGAUGAUGUAUCACAAUGUGUAUCUUAUGAAAAAGUUGGUUGUGAUGGGCAAGAAAGUUUAACCGCGCCAGUCGAUUGUAAAUCUGAUAAUUUUGAACUUUUAUUGAAUAAUCCUGGUGCGCCCUUAAUAUGCUCUUCAUUGCGGAACAGAGUUGUGCUUAUAUUAGUUGACUCGUUACGGUACGACUUCACAGAGUACGACGAAAAUCUAGAAAGCCCUUUGUAUUAUCAAAAUCGGUUGCCUGUUAUAUAUAAAACCCUAAAGAAAUGGCCGGAAAGAUCCAGGCUAUACCGCUUUAUGGCAGAUCCACCUACAACUACGUUUCAGAGAGUUAAGGCCCUUGUAACCGGGUCUCUUCCUACAUUUGUUGAUGCAAGUUCAAAUUUUGCAGCAUUAGAGCUACAUGAGGACAAUAUCAUAGACCAGGUGGUUAAAAGUAAUGGUCAUGCUGUUCUCCUUGGUGAUGAUACAUGGUCCAGGUUGCUGCCAGGGCGCUGGCUUCGAUCACACGCUAUGUAUUCAUUUCAUACUUGGGAUUUGGAUACUGUCGAUACAGAGGUUGAUUCAAAAAUCUAUGAUGAGUUAAAGCAAGAUGACUGGACGCUACUACUAGCACAUUAUUUGGGAGUAGACCAUGCCGGUCACAGAUAUGGACCAAACCAUCCAGAAAUGACGAGAAAACUGAAUGAAACAAAUAAUAGACUGGAGAAGAUAAUUGAUGCACUGCCAUCUGAUGCUAUUUUGUACGUCAUUGGUGAUCAUGGAAUGACUGAAACAGGUGACCACGGUGGUGAGACGAAAGCAGAGCGAACUGCAGCUUUAUUCGCGUAUUACAAAGGUGGUCUAGCUGGUGAAGGCAGUGACAUUGAAAUCGGUAGAGAGAUACAGCAAACUGACUUGGCUCCUACGGUCACUGCGGUUAUAGGGAGUGCGCCGCCAGCUCCGUCCUUAGGCAAUGUGUUGAUGCCGCUACUGCCAAAGAUGUCGAAGACUAAUACGUUGUUGCAUUUGAGCAAUAAUUUGAAACAAAUAUCACAAUAUUUAGUGAGAUAUGGAGAAGAAUCUCAGCAAGUGUCCCUAGAUAGAUUGGCUGAACUGAUUAAUUCUACAAGAGACCAAAUAGAAAAAACUUUUAAUGUGAAGACACAAGAAGACCUUAAAACUUAUGUAGCUGAUGUCAGGACCCUAAUAGAUACCAUAAGGAACGUAUUCAGAGAAGUGUGGGUUGAAUUCGAUUCGCUAUCAAUGUUAAGGGCUCUUCUUUUGCUCCUUUUAGCAAUAUUUUUCAAUUGGAUCAUAGCUGAAGGAAUCCCAGUGGAACGAAUUCCUCAUGUAUUUGCCAGUUCCUUUGUCCCUACUGGUAUAAUAUCCAAUGCAGUGUGCAUUUCAUUGGUGUACACUGGAUAUUAUUUCGAAUUAUAUGAAGAUCUGGAAAGUGCAAUUAUUCUGACGACUGGGUUAGUUUCUGGGGCAAUAACUUGUGCGUUGGCUAUGCUCCAUUGGGAUGGAAUUACUCAGAAAUGGUACGAAGGUCGUACGCAGUUUUACGAGCGAUUCGCGCGUUCUGCUUUAUUCGCAUCUGCAGCUGUUUUAGCAUCCAACAGCUAUAUAAUAGAAGAAGGUUCGGUACUAUCGUACCUCUCUUUGAGCGUUUUGGGCGUAAUUGCCUGGAAUAUUAGUAAUUUGAAAGCGUUAGGUUUAUGGGCGGGGUGUGGGGCAGUUUUAGCUUUAUCUAGGUCGUAUAGAGGUUGUAGGGAGGAACAAGGGGAUUGUUGGACGUCCGGGGGAAAUUUGCCAACUGGGCAAGCGUCUAGGGCAGCGUUAGUUAUAGCGUUAGGUUCGGUAGCAGCUGUUGUAGCGGUUGCUAGGCGACACGUGGCUUGGCGAGGAUAUGGGAUAGUUAUAGCGGGUAUAUUUACUUGUGCUCAUUGGGCGGUGGGGUGGGGUUCACUUGGGUCGCCAACUCGUUCUAGAUUAUUGGCAAGAGUCGCUUGGCUGUUCAUUGUGACUAUGUUUGGACUUCUUUUGAAGAAAGAUCGCAAUGGUCCGACGAUUCCUUUAGUAGUGGUUGGAUUGCUGUUUUACUUGGCGAACUGUUUGGUGCUUGGCGCCUCGUAUGCGCCUGCGGCUGCAUUCGCGUUGUUGACGGGAUUUUUGGUUCUGAACAUCGUCGCUUUGAUGAAGAUUGAAGGAUCUACGAAAUAUUCUUUAUCCUCCCGGUGCAGUUCAAGCCUAGCCUGUAUAUGGGCACUACUAGCAUCCUACCACUUCUAUGGGGCUGGUCACCAUCCCACGUUGAGCCAUAUUCGUUGGACAGCUGUCUUUCACGCUGGUGACCCUAAUUACCUGCCGUUUGGACAUGUUAUAUCGUUUGUGUUGAUGACUGUCAGUUUGUUUGGUAUGCCAAUGAUGUACGGUGCGACGGUGCCUCUAUUAGCACUCUGGGGCCGCAAUGGCACUUCAUUGGGCCCCCGCUCGCAGUUGGCGGCCGUUUUCGCGCUUUGCCUCAAGUUUUCACUUUGUUUUGCUAUCAGGGUAUUCGCAUGCGCACUAUCAGCCACGAUCCAUUGUCGGCACCUAAUGAUAUGGGGCGUGUUCACACCGAAACUAAUUUUCGAAGCCGGUGCCUGCGCAUCGGCACUUUUCGGCACUUUACUCGGCGCGGCACUUAGCGCGUGGCACUUGCCAGCACAUAAUAGAAACAGUUGACAAAAACGGAACAAUGCUUGAUAGACUGAUUUAUUUUUUGAUAAUGCAAUAAUUAGGAGGUUGAUGUGCUAAAUAAAUUGUGCAAGUGGUUUGACAGGUAGGUGACUGUGCCGUUUUUUGAGUUAUCUGUGGAUUUUUUUUUAUUAUUUUCAGGUUUUUUAUGGGUACAAAUGCAACAAAUUGUAGGUAAUAAGAAUCGAGCCAGCCGUUUUUAGGUUGUUACUUGUAAAAGAAUGAUAUCCUAAAAGAAAAGUGCAAGAUUAUAUCCUUGUCUUUUUCUAAUAAAAUCCUUCAUAUUAACAAUGUGAGUCACAAAAUAUUUAAACUAUUUAUACAAAUCUAUCUGAAAAUAUUUAGUUAUGCGGCCCUAAUAAAAAGAAAAGUUUUUUAAUGAGAUGUUACUUACCAUUAAAAAGUAACAAAGUGACUAGUGACUACUGUUAUAAAUACAAAAACAAAAUAUAUAUUCACCGCUUGUUUUCAUUGCAAAAGAAACAAUAUUAUCUUUUUACUACGUUUUAUACAACCUUUGGCUGUAUUG